AUGUCGGAUGCUCUUCGCCGAGCUUUAUUAUCUAAAGUAGAACAGGCAGACUCAGUUAUACAUUCUGGAACCAAUUCUGGAACCAAUUCGAAAAAAGGGACAUCGCUGUUGGCUCCGGAAGCUGAUUUUUCAAUAGAUCUGCCGAGUUGGAGAGACUUUUUCGAUCAAAAUGAGACCUUUUUGAUCAAAGAUGGCACGUACAGUUUCAAUGCGUACUUCAGCUUACCAAAGGCUGAAAGCUUUCCAAAGAACUCUACAAGCCAAAACAUUCCUAUCUUUAUCUUCCAUCAUGGUGCAGGCUCUUCGGCAUUGAGUUUUGCGCCUCUAGCACAAAGUCUAAACGAAAAACUCGGAAAUCUAUGUGGGACUUUUACCUUUGAUGCUCGCGGACAUGGUCAAACGAGAACGCCAGAUGCUACUACUUUCCGUUUAGAAGAUUUCGUUUCGGAUUUUUGUGAGAUUUUGGAGCUUUUCAAAAAGCGCUAUCUCGAGAAGUUAUUCACGGAGUCAAGCUUUAGCCUCAUCCUAGUGGGCCAUAGUUUGGGAGGCAGCAUAUGUUGUAGUGCAUUUGAGCAGCUGGACCAGUCCUUGCGCCAAAAAAUCGUCGGCGUGGCAAUGCUGGACAUUGUAGAAGAAGCAGCCAAAAAGGCUUUGAGUACAGUUGAUACGUUUCUAAUCAAGACACCCAACGUAUUUCCAGAUUACAAGGCUGCAAUUGAUUGGCACGUCCAAAAAAAGCUUUCUUCUUUAGAAACUAGUGCCCAAAUCAGCAUUCCAAGCCUUUUCACUCCAAGCAAAUCUGGAAAAGUGACGCGCAUAACAAAUCUGCACACAUUCCGCCCCUUCUGGAAUACAUGGUUCACAGGCCUUUCUUCCAGAUUUGUUAAACUGCCAACCAGUAAACUUUUAAUUUUAGCCGGUGACGAUAACUUGGAUCGUGAGCUGAUCAUAGGUCAAAUGCAAGGUAAAUUCCAACUAGUUGUCUUCCAAGAUUCUGGCCAUUUUAUAGAGGAAGACUGCCCUGCUAAAACAGCUUUAACCCUAAUCGAUUUCUGGAAACGCAACGACGUUAAAAACGUAGUCAUAAAGACCAAUUGGUCCAAGAAAACUUCUCCAGUUCCGUUAAAGUAA
Lachancea sp. 'fantastica' is the source of this 1131-nucleotide messenger RNA. Lineage: Eukaryota; Fungi; Ascomycota; Saccharomycetes; Saccharomycetales; Saccharomycetaceae. The record is from the annotation of a GenBank genome assembly.